Molecule: messenger RNA, 1800 nt
Organism: Laetiporus sulphureus 93-53
Lineage: Eukaryota; Fungi; Basidiomycota; Agaricomycetes; Polyporales; Laetiporaceae
Exons: 12
Coding region: 1-1800 (599 amino acids)
Biological process (GO): transcription by RNA polymerase II; nucleotide-excision repair; transcription by RNA polymerase I
Cellular component (GO): transcription factor TFIIH holo complex; transcription factor TFIIH core complex
Source: RefSeq, a predicted model, not a curated record
AUGCCUCCCGCCGUCUGCACUGCAAAGGCGUCCUACAAGAAACUACCCGGCAUCCUCGAGCUCACAAACACUCACCUCUUGUGGACGCCCGAUGGAAAGAAAGCACCCACUAUCCGCAUAGCUCACGCGGAGGCUGCAUUGUUAUUUUGUAGCAAGGAAGGCGCGCCCCAAGUCCGCCUGAAAAUUGGUCUGGUUGGAAAUGAAGCUGGCCACAACUUCACUUUCACAUCACCUCAAGCUGUGGCGCUCGCUGAGCGCGAGAAGUUUAAGAAUGAAUUGACCAACAUCAUUAGUCGAAACCGGAGCGGGCUUUCGACUCCUGUCACAAAGGCUCCCGCUACACCGGUCGCACCUGCACCAACGAAGACCCCCCCGUCCAGGAUACCAAUUUCCGCGAUAACAGCUUCUACGUCCCGUGCCGCAUCUGUUGCCAGUGAUUCAAGGGCAUCCGGCACCCCAGUCAAUGACCCUACAAAAGACUUCCGCCUCCGGAAGAAAGUACUUUUGAGUAAUCCUGAUCUGGCGGCUCUGCACAGAGAACUUGUCAUGGGAGGGCACAUUGCAGAGAAUGAGUUCUGGGAAGGCCGAGAACAUCUAAUUCUCGCUCAAGAAGCGGCGGAAAGUCAGAAGCGAGGCAAGCCUGGUCAGCUGGUGGAUCCUCGACCUCAGACCGUAGAUGGGGAGGUCAAGAUUAUCAUCACUCCUCAGCUGGUUCAUGAUAUUUUUGAGGAAUAUCCGGUUGUUGCGAAAGCAUAUAAUGACAAUGUCCCAAGCAAGCUGUCCGAGGCCGAGUUUUGGAAGCGCUAUUUCCAGUCAAAGUUAUUUAAUGUGCAUCGUGCCUCUAUCCGUUCAUCUGCAGCACAACAUGUUGUCAAGGACGACCCGAUAUUUGACAAGUACUUGGAGAAAGAGGACGAUGAGCUGGAACCCCGGCGACUGCGAGAAGAGGGGGUUGACAUUUUUAUUGAUUUGGCUUCAACCCAAGAAGACCACGGAGAGACAGGGAUUACAAACGAUAUUACUAUGCAAGCAGGAAAGCAAAGAGCAGUCUUGCCGCUGAUCCGCAAGUUCAACGAGCAUUCUGGUCGACUCCUUCACACCACUCUUGGCGAACCGUCUGCAAAGCGGAGACGGACGGAAGCAGGGGAAGCUCAUUACUCUCAGCUGGACCUGGAAGAUCUCCAUGAUAGUCAGGCUGCUGCUGGAAUCCUCUUGAAUAUGCAAGAUCGAGAGCGAUACUUUGAUAGCAGAAUCGCGAAUACCUCAGCACCCCAAGCCGCUGACCAGGCAAGCCAUAUCGAAUUGCACGCGAAUCCUCACGGGAGCGUCGCAUUGCAACAGCUGAAGGACAGCUUGCCGGGUUGGUCAGAUCAUUUGAGGAAGCUGAAACUCGAGAAGAAAGCAGGCGAGGCAGCACUAGUCGCCAUGACGCAGAACGUGUCCGCGCGACUAGAUGUCAAGAUGAGGAGAUCCGACAUACCCGAGGGUGUCUUCCGGCAGAUGACGACUUGUCAGACUGCCGCCAACGAGUUCCUGCGGCAGUUUUGGCUCUCAAUCUACCCAUCUACUAUGGAAGGGCAGACACUUUUGGCAGCAUCGCCCGCGCAGAAAGCCGCCAAGGCGGCGAAGAUGGCAGGAUAUCUGGCCAAGACGCACGAAAAGGUGGAGGCGCUCGUCCACAGUGCGCGGCAAGAAGGGGUAGAGCCCGCGCGUGUUCAGGUGGCAAUGCAACCUCUUUUGAACGCUGUGGACAAGGCACUUGCGUUCUGGCGCGCUCGAACUGCGAAAGCUGUGCGAUGA